AUGCGCAUGUACCAUCGAGGAGAAAUCCCGCCAAUGGACGGCGAUAGGUCCCAAGGAAAAAGCUUCCCGCCGAGACCACCAAAAUCUGGGCAACAGGAGAAGCGCGGACGACAACCCCGUCCGAGAAGGAUGCAGAAAAGGCGGAAGCCCCGCUUGGGAAAAGGAAUCGUGACGACCACGACGACCUACCUCCACCACCGAAGCGACAAAUAUCCCCCACCUCGACCCCUCGUGGUCACUUGCAGAUUCACGACUGUGACGUCGCAAAGGUUCCUAAUUGAUACCGGGAGCACGGUGAACCUCAUCUUCCUAGAGACACUGGAUCGCAUGGGAGUGGAACAGGAAUCCAUCAAACCUACAUCCCGUCCCCUCACCGGUUUCACCGCCGAAUACACCUACAGUUGCGGAACAGUUCGGCUCCCCGUUUAUGUCGGCGGAAUUUCGAAGCUCUUGAAGUUCAUUGUCAUGGACAAACCGGCCAUCUACAACGCAAUACUUGGCACCCCCUGGCUCCACGAAAUGAAGGCCGUCGUCUCGACUUUCCACCAGUGCGUGAAAUUCCCAACGCCAUCCGGAAUUUACACCUUGCGUGGGGAUCAAAGAGUGACGCGAUCAUGCUUCCUUCGCGAGCGCAAGCUCCGCACCGCAUCAUCCUUUAUGAUAGCCGAACCCUCAAACCAACCACCUCGCGAAGAUCUGAGCCAGUAUUGUACGACGAGACCGACGGACUCGAUACAGCUGGAUACAUCGCCACGACGCUGGGAGAAGCACCGCCAUUUCCGCAGCAAACGCCGAACCCGCAUGGAAAUCCGACUUAAGGUCCAGCCUUAA
This is a messenger RNA of Microthlaspi erraticum, 831 nucleotides long. NCBI's taxonomy places the organism in Eukaryota, Viridiplantae, Streptophyta, Magnoliopsida, Brassicales, Brassicaceae. The record is from the annotation of a GenBank genome assembly.